AUGCUGUCGUCAGCCGUCGAAACCCCAAAGGCCAGCUCGUCGCUGCCGACGUCCCCUCCCCCGGGGCACGUCGUUCAUGCGGCCGAGCAAGCCAAGGCCGCGACCCUGUAUCUGAAUAGUGCCUCCGGGGAAGGCCUCUCGAAUGGACUCAGCGCCACCUCGUGCACUAACAGCGGCGGUCUCAGCAGCUUCCCCUCUACUGCAUGCACGUCAGGCAGCCGAUCAGCUGAGCUACUUAGCACGGCGUCGUUCGUGCUGCCUCCUAUAUCCCCAACCCGCUCGCGCGCUCCGGCGGUACCAGUGAAGCUGUUUGUGGGGCGGCUUCCUCUAUCCACAACGGAGGAGAUGCUUCGCGCACUUUUCAGCCAGUUCGGCCCCAUCGCUGACCUGCUACUGAUCCGCGACCGGCAGACGAGCGCUUUCAAGGGAUGUGCUUUCGUGCGGAUGCAGUCGAUAACGGACGCAGAUCGCGCGAUCCGCCACCUCGACAGCGCAUACGUGCUCGACCCAGCGCUUGGAGGACUGCAAGUAAAGUACGCUGUUGGAGAGGCGGAGCGCCUAGGCCUUCCGGGCACCAGUGGAAGUGGGGCGGCCGCAGGCGUCGACCAAGUUAAGCUGUUUGUGGGGUCACUGCCCCCCGACAUCAAAGAGGACGCACUCCGAGACUUGUUCGAGCGAUUCGGUCGGGUAGAGGAAGUCUUCCUGAUGCGAGAUGAACAGCCUCCCAACGGCGGGAGCCUGCCCACGUCGAGGGUGGGAAGAAAGAGCAGAACGGGGUGUGCCUUCGUUCGAUUCGCAUUCAAGGAAGAAGCGCUGUUCGCGAUAGGCGAGCUGAAUGGCAGAUUUGUCGUGCCCGGUUCGCAGCGUGCCAUGGAAGUCCGUUUUGCAGAGAACCGACGCUCGGCCUCGACUGCGCACGGGGUCACGUCACACUCGCGGAGUUCGAGCGCUGUCUCGAAUUUCGUUACGGCAUUUGCCUGUAGCAGCCCUGGCACGUCUGCCCGUUCCUCCGAGGGAUGCCGCGAGACUGCGUACGCCGGUGGAUCUGCGUUCUCCUCGCGCGCAGGCAUAGAGCGACUGGCACACAUGGCGUCUGCGGAUACAUUCAGCUGUUUCAACCUAGAGCAGGAUUUCAUGACUUCGUCGGGGAGUGCGGAGGAUUUGGCAGUGACGGCAGCCCGGGCCGCGUUCGCCGAACGCCUGCGGGCUGCGGUCGCGGGCCCAACUAGCGGUCGCGCGCUCGCCGCGCCCAGCGACCACGUAGACGCGGCCGGCUCCGCGGCGGUAGAGAGAGGCAAGCCUGAAAAGGUUUCGAGGUACGGCUCCAUCGAAGACCUUUUCGAGACUUUGGAGCACCUGUCGCUGAAUGACAAAAGUGCCGAGGAGAGGCUAGACAACGGCCACGCAGAUAAUGACAAGCCCCGCCCAGACACGAAUGAUGGCGCGACCGCCAAACAGACGCCCGCGGAGGAGCUGAAAUGUGAGCUGAAGUGUAACGAGCAGGGAGCGGGACUAGAACGGGACGAAAGGGUGGUGCGCGUGAACGCGAAACACCGAGCUUUGGGCAUCACGACUGGCAGUGGAAUAGUCGAGAACCAGGUUAAAAUCAAAGAGGAAGAAGACAUAAUUGCAGUCCUGAAUGCGGGGAGCGGCGGACGGACGCGCGCACCAAGUGCGCUUGACGGCAUGAACGCCGAAAUCGACAUCGCCUCGCUUGCUGCAAGAUUACGCCGCGAUCUGUCGGAGCCGUCUUCGCAAGAGAGUGCCUCCGCGCCAUCUUCCGCGCCAACAAGCGAAGCAGCAGCUCACGCAGCUGUGGCGGCUGCUCCCAUGGGGGCGACCCCCGGGCUCACACAUUCUUCCGGGAUUGUCAAGAGCGUCACAGCCGGCGACUCCAAGUAUGAGGCGAUGCGUGGCACCGGCCGGCGUGCAUCUUCCGUCUCGCGUGAGCUGCCUGGCAAUCCUCAGGAGCAGCCUUCAGGGUCGCUUUAUCAUCCUGGGGGUGGGGCGAGCGGCGCGCGCGUGGCGCCGUCGUUCACCCCGCCGGUGACAUUGGCGUGCGAGGACUUCCUCGGGUGUCUUACGAGUUUCGUCCAUGGCUCCGGCCGGCGCGCGAGAGCAGACGACGGCGACAGAUUCUCCCAGUCCGCGAAUUGGGCCGCUGGGCAGUUGCUUUCCUCGAUGUCGACCAAAGCAGACAGCGGGCGACCGAGUCAGGACUCGCUUCUGUUCUCUCAUGGGGAAGACGGGUGCGACGGCGAGAGACUCGGGAAUCUUCUGAGUGGAUUGCGCGCACGCAGCGGGACAUUUGGUGUAACGGCGUUUGAAGCCAUUCAAGGAAGUCAAGCUCAUGGGCCACCUGGCGCGAACGUCUUCAUCUUCCACAUUCCGAACGAGUGGACUGAGCGCGACCUGCUGAUGCACUUCAGCGUCUACGGCCCCGUUGUUUCUGCGCGCAUCGCCUCGGAUCGACUCUCGGGACGCAAUCGCGGGUUCGGGUUCGUCAGCUUCGCCCACGGACAGGCCGCGGCUGCCGCUGUGACUGCCAUGAAUGGAUUUCAGGUCAAUGGCAAACGCCUCAAGGUUCAAAUUAAGAAGGGCGAAGAGCAGUAUGCGCAUCUGCUUCAUCCAUUGCCCAGCUACAGCGCGAGCAACGACAUACCUUGGCUGUCGGCGGCCUCGACGUAUUCUGGGGCAACUAGUGCCGUCAGCGACUCUCAUAAGAGUGUGCCCUUUGCCGUUGCGGGUAGUGUCCCACGGAGAGAUGAAGGCGACGAUCAACGACCGAAGCUGUCCCUUUUGGACUUCCUGACACCGGUCGCCCCGCAAGACGCACUCGCCGCGGCGGUGCCCCCGACGACCUGUUCGAACGGAGAAAAUGGAACGUCGGCGGCUGCUUUGUUCCAAGCCGCUGUGGCGCUGAGGAACUUGUCGGUUGCAAGUGUCGGGCAAUCCAGUCAUGGCUCCUUUCCUCAUGAAGAUGCAGUGGCGGCUGCGGCUCUCGUUGCCGCUAUGCGGCAACAGGAGCAUGGACGGCAAGACGAGUCGUUGCGUCUGACUCACCUGCUGUCCGUUGGUAACGACGCAGCAGGGGCAGGGAGUCUGCGUGCCGCUUCGCGUGCCUUGCACUGUGCUACAGAGGGCGGACCAGCGGAGAGCACGCAUGCGACACCGCCGGGGGCCGAAACGGAGGCGGCGGCUCUCAGUCUUUUUCCGCUUCAGCCGUCGACUGUGAUUUCAGCCCCAGCGCAUGCAGUGGUCGCAAAAGAGACAGAGGAAUUGCUGAAUGCUGUAUCCGGGAAACGGAAGCCGUGA
Besnoitia besnoiti is the source of this 3315-nucleotide messenger RNA. Its product is annotated as putative RNA binding protein. The record is from RefSeq and is a predicted model, not a curated record. The coding region runs from base 1 to 3315 and encodes 1104 amino acids. NCBI's taxonomy places the organism in Eukaryota, Apicomplexa, Conoidasida, Eucoccidiorida, Sarcocystidae. The transcript is spliced from 9 exons. Gene Ontology annotation, molecular function: RNA binding.